This is a messenger RNA of Passer montanus (Eurasian tree sparrow), 2794 nucleotides long. It is a transcript of the gene SPG7, whose product is annotated as SPG7 matrix AAA peptidase subunit, paraplegin. The coding region runs from base 1 to 2331 and encodes 776 amino acids. Gene Ontology annotation, biological process: mitochondrial protein processing; protein-containing complex assembly. Lineage: Eukaryota; Metazoa; Chordata; Aves; Passeriformes; Passeridae. The record is from RefSeq and is a predicted model, not a curated record. Gene Ontology annotation, cellular component: m-AAA complex; membrane. The transcript is spliced from 17 exons. Gene Ontology annotation, molecular function: metalloendopeptidase activity; ATP-dependent peptidase activity; zinc ion binding.
AUGGCGCUGCUGCUGCGGGUGGGGCUCCUCCGCGGCCGCUGCGCCUUCUGGCGGCCGCCCGCCGCCGCCUGGGCCCGGCCCCGCGGCUGUGCCCUCGGCGGGGUUCGCGGCCUGCAGAGCCUCCUGGCACCAACACUGUCCCCACCACGUCAAGGUCUCGGCGGAGUCCUGACAAAACAACUCCUGAUCCGAGACCCAGUCAGACUUUGGAACCUCCUGGGCAGCACCUCCUGGUUUGCUACAUCCAGCUCUCGGGGCAGUAACCAGAAGAAUGGAGGAUUCAAGAAGAAAUCUCCCCAGGAGGAGGAUGAGGAGGAGAAGCGCAGGAGGAGGGAGAACCAGAUGCACCUGGAGCGUUUGCGGGCGCUGCUGGUGCUCACCUUCGUCGUGCUGAUGCUUCGCUUCUUGAUCGGCGAGAACAGGGAAGGGACCAACAUCUCCUGGAACUACUUUGUGAAUGAGAUGCUGGCCAAGGGGGAGGUGCAGAGGAUCGAGGUGGUGCCUGAGAGUGACAUCGUGGAGAUUUAUCUGCACCCAGGUGGAACUCCACACGGACAAGUUAACGUGACCCUGCUCUACACCAUGCGCGUGGCAAACAUCGACAAAUUCGAAGAGAAGCUCAGAGCUGUGGAGGAUGAGCUGAAUAUUGAUGAGAAAGACAGAAUCCCCAUUUCCUACAAACACCCUGGCUUUUAUGGAAAUGAUGUCCUUUCCCUGAUAGUGACACUGGUGGCCGUGUCCAUGCUCUGGAGCAUCUUCCGCCUCUUCAGGGUGGCGAGCAGGGCUGGAGGCUUCAAUGCCUUUAACCAGCUGAAGAUGGCUCGUUUCACCAUUGUGGAUGGGAAAUCUGGAAAAGGGAUUGGCUUCAAGGAUGUAGCAGGAAUGCAUGAGGCAAAAAUGGAAGUCAAGGAAUUUGUGGACUAUUUAAAGAAUCCUGAUCGCUACCUCCAGCUCGGGGCCAAAGUGCCCAAGGGUGCCUUGUUGCUGGGCCCACCAGGCUGUGGGAAGACUUUGCUGGCCAAGGCCGUGGCUACAGAGGCCCAGGUGCCAUUUUUGGCCAUGGCAGGCUCAGAGUUCGUGGAGGUGAUUGGAGGUCUGGGAGCCGCGCGCGUGCGCAGCCUGUUCCGGGAGGCGCAGGCGCGCGCUCCCUGCAUCGUCUACAUCGACGAGAUCGAUGCCGUGGGCAAGAAGCGCUCCACCAACGUGUCAGGCUUUGCCAACGCCGAGGAGGAGCAGACCUUAAACCAGCUGCUGGUGGAGAUGGACGGAAUGGGGACCACGGAUCACGUCAUAGUGCUGGCCUCCACCAACCGCGCCGACGUCCUGGACAACGCCCUGAUGAGACCUGGCAGGCUGGACAGGCACAUCUUCAUUGACCUCCCAACGCUGCAGGAGAGAAAGGAGAUCUUUGAGCAGCACCUGAAGGGCCUCAAGCUGAUCCAGGAUGGCAGUUUCUACUCGCAGCACCUGGCAGAGCUGACCCCAGGAUUCAGUGGAGCUGACAUAGCAAACAUCUGCAAUGAAGCUGCUCUUCAUGCUGCCAGGGAGGGGCACAAAUCCAUUGAUACCUCCAACUUCGAGUAUGCUGUGGAAAGAGUCAUUGCAGGCACUGCCAAAAGAAGUAAGAUCUUGUCCCCAGAAGAGAGGAAGGUGGUGGCAUUCCACGAGUCCGGGCAUGCGCUGGUUGGGUGGCUGCUGGAGCACACCGAGGCCGUCAUGAAGGUGUCCAUAGCCCCGCGGACAAACGCGGCUCUGGGAUUCGCGCAGAUCCUGCCCCGGGAGCAGCACCUGUUCACCAAGGAGCAGCUGCUGGAGAGGAUGUGCAUGGCCCUGGGGGGCAGAGUGGCCGAGGCCAUCACCUUUAACAAGGUCACCACAGGAGCACAGGAUGACCUGAAGAAGGUGACCAAGAUUGCCUAUGCCAUGGUGAAGCAGUAUGGGAUGGUGCCCAGCAUCGGGCAGAUCUCCUUCCCAGACCCGGAGAGCGCCCCUGGCAUCGGCCGGCGCCCCUUCAGCCAGGGCCUGCUGCAAAUGAUGGACCACGAAGCCAAAAUCCUCGUGGCUCAGGCUUACAGGCGCACAGAAAAGCUCUUGCUGGAGAACCGGGACAAGCUGCAAACACUGUCCAGUGCCCUCCUGGAGAAGGAAGUGAUCAACUACGACGACAUCGAAGCGCUGAUCGGGCCCCCUCCCCACGGGCCCAAGAAGAUGAUUGCUCCUCAGAGCUGGCUGCAGGCUGAGAGGGACAAACAGGACACCAGGGAGGAGGAAACACCUCCCCAGCCACCAAGCCACGAGGAGGAGGAGGAACCACGCCUGAGACCAGUGUGAGCCCACUCCAUGUGGAGUGGAGGGCUCCGGAGGCUUCCUUUGGACACAGACCCUCUGCCCUCUCAGCUCCACUCAAAGGUGCUGAGCAGGGAAUUGCUGUGCUGCUGCUGCCACCCCAAAUGUAGGGGAUGGCUGUGCUGGCUCUUUGAGCUUUGUCCUGCAGGAAGGAGAACUGCUCAGGAUUUCAGAAUUGAUUCCUAGCAGGAUGGUGGUGAUUAGGAGUUGGUACGUCUGAUCUGCUGUGGAAGUUUCUUGUGCAAAGAAGCAGGGAACAUAUUCCAGUGGGUGGAAAGUCCCAUGUAAGCCACUUGUGGCUGUGCUCUGUGCCCUGGCAGGAGGGCAGGGCUGUGCCCUCAGCAUGGGGACACCCCUGUGGGGCUGAGCUGGGCUGCUGCAGCUCUUGUGUAACCUUUGAACACGACACACAAACAGCCCUGUCUGGAAUAAACUGCCCACAACGUGC